AUCCUUGAAUUCACAACUCCUGCCCGCCUGCCUAAUCACCCCCUCCUAACAUAGCGCCCACCAUAUAUCUCCUUUCAUUAUUCACGUUUCCUUCUUCUCUUCUAUUCUUCUCCGUUACUCAAAUUGACCAACAACAAAAAAAAAAAAAAAAAAGAAGAAGAAAAAACGCUCAAAACUCCUCUCCUUCAUCUCUCGCAAUUUCAGUUUCUCAAUCAAAGCAAAGGAAUUCGUUCUUCUCAUGGUCCAAUCCAUGACGGUUUCCCCCAAAGCCAUCUUCCCGCCGCGGAAGCGCCGCCCCUCGGCCGGAGCCUUCAUACCGCCAAACUUCGCCGACCAGAAGCUGGUCCAGUCCCUCCUCCUCCUCUCCCAAGAAAUCUCCUCCAUCCAGCCAUUCCAAUUCCUUCUGCGCCGCACCUCCCUCUCCAUAAUUCGGAAGACCAAGCUGCUCUCCAUCCUCUUCGACGAGCUCCUCCGGAAUCCAAUCCUCAUCUUCUCCCCGACCCUGCUCUGCUUCGAAGAAAUGUACAUCUUACUCCAGAGGAUCAGAACCUUGAUCGAGGACUGCUCCAACGGGAGCAAGAUGUGGCUGCUUAUGCAGAUCGACUCCGUCGCCAACGGAUUCCACGAAUUGACCGUCGAGCUCUCCACUCUCCUCGACAUCUUCCCGCUCAACGAGGUCGACCUCUCCGAGGACGUCCAGGAGCUCGUCGUGUUGAUCCGGCGGCAGUGCUCGCUCGUGAAGCCCGACCUCGAUCCCGGCGACAGCAGCCUCCGCCGCGAGGUUCUCACCAUGCUCGAUCGGAUUAAGAGAGAGAUCGUCCCCGAUCAGCCCAAGCUCGCCGAGAUUUUCCACCGGGUCGGGCUGCAGACCGCCGCCAGGUGUACGGAGGAGAUCGACUCUUUGGAAGAGGAGGUUCAGAAUCAGGGCGACGAGAAGUCGAAAUCGGAGGUGAUCGCACUGAUUGGACUCGUCCGUUACGCGAAAUGCGUCCUGUACGGCGCGUCGGGCCCGGAUUCCGAGAGCCAGCGGAGUACCAGCAGCAAGGAUAUGACGGCGGAGGCCGCCACCAAUAUUCCGCCGGAUUUUCGGUGUCCAAUUAGCCUGGACCUGAUGCGGGACCCGGUUGUCGUGGCCACGGGACAGACGUACGAUCGCGAGUCAAUCGCGUUGUGGAUUGAAUCGGGGCACAACACGUGUCCGAAGACAGGUCAGAACCUGGCCCACACAAGCCUCAUCCCCAACCGCGCUUUGAAGAAUCUGAUAAGCAUGUGGUGCCGUGAGCAGAAGAUACCGUUCGAACUGACGGAGACCAGUCACAAAAGUAACGGCGUCAGCAUCCCGAACAAAGCCGCGGUCGAGGCAACGCGGAUGACGGUGUCGUUUUUGGUCAACCAGCUCUCCGGCUCGCAGUCAACGGAAGCGGCUAACGGCGUGGUCUACGAGCUUCGUGCGCUGGCGAAGACCAACUCCGACAGCCGAGGGUUCAUCGCCGAAGCAGGGGCCAUUCCCCUGCUGGUGCGCUACCUAGGUUCGGACGUAGGCUCGGAGCUCCCGAACCUCCAGGUAAACGCCGUCACCACCAUCCUCAACCUUUCCAUCCUGGAGGCGAACAAGACAAAUGUCAUGGAAACCGAUGGAGCUCUGAACGGGAUAAUCGAGGUCCUCCGCUCCGGCGCCACGUGGGAGGCGAAAGGAAAUGCGGCGGCCACCAUAUUUAGCUUGUCCGGCGUGCACUCCUACAGAAAACGCCUCGGGCGAAAAAAUCGGGUGAUCAAAGGUCUCGUGGAUUUAGCUCAACUCGGUCCCAAUUCUUCAAAGAGAGACGCGUUGGUGGCAAUUUUGACCUUGGCCAGCGACAGAGACACGGUGGGGAGGCUGAUUGAAGCCGGGGUGGUGGAAAUUGUGGCCGGAGUAUUGGACUCGCUGCCGGAGGAAGCGGUUACGAUACUAGAAGUGGUGGUAAAGAAAGGCGGGCUAGCGGCGAUCGCCGCCGUGUACAGUAAGAUAAAGAAAUUGGCCGUUUUGUUGCGGGAAGGGUCGGAGACGUCCCGGGAGAGCGCGGCGGCGACGCUUGUGACUAUCUGUCGGAAAGGUGGAUCGGAGAUGGUGGCGGAGCUGGCGGCGAUGCCCGGAAUCGAGAGGAUAAUUUGGGAGCUGAUGGGAUCGGGGACGGUCCGGGCGAGAAGAAAGGCGGCGACCUUGUUGAGGAUUCUCAGAAGAUGGGCUGCAGGUUUGGAUCCAAGCCCGGUUACGGAAAGGCCCAAUACCACUGUGAGCGGCACGUCAGCAACGACAGUAAUGUAAAGACGGGAAGAAAGAAAAAAGAAAAAAGGAUUUGGUGUUCUCAUUUUGUUUUCUUCUUCUUCUUCGAUCAUCCAAAUUGUAUAAACAUUAAUUUUUUUUGGUUCUAUCCCUCUUUUUUUGCUUGUUGUUUCAUCGAUCUCUUGAAAAUUGAGUUUAAUUCAGAUAUGACUUUGAAUCCUCAAUUGUUUAUUCGUCCUUCUUGAUAAGACGUUUUUUGGUUGUGGACAAGGAAUUUAUACACGCAGACGCACAAUCCUAAUAAAACAAGAGGAUCGGAUAAAGCAAGGAGUAAAACCGGGAACGGAAC
Linum trigynum is the source of this 2612-nucleotide messenger RNA. Lineage: Eukaryota; Viridiplantae; Streptophyta; Magnoliopsida; Malpighiales; Linaceae. The record is from the annotation of a GenBank genome assembly.